CAAAUAUCGACAUUGAUGAAGAGGGAGAGCCGAGCUAAUUUGGCACCAUCUCCACUUUUUCAACACCGAUCAAAAAUAUAUUGUUUGCAACCCAAUCACUCCAAUCGUAAAUCUUGAAGGCCAAUGCUGAACUUUUUGCGGAAGCCUAAUAAACUAAAUCAUUCCAGGGGAGAUGUGGUGGAAGGCGGUUCGUGCAGUUUCGGCAACUCUGUUCGGCCAGCGGAACGCCACGGCGAGAGCUUCGUCGACCUGCAGCAGAAGAGUCGUCGAUAUGGCAUCACGAGAUGGCGAGCUGAGGGUUUUCAUAGUCGCCGGCGAGGUCUCUGGUGAUUCCAUUGCUUCUCGCCUCAUGGCUUCCCUCAAGAGAAUCUCCCCUUUUCCCGUCCGUUUUUCCGGAGUCGGAGGAGCUUUAAUGAACUGCGAAGGUCUUCAGUCUCUCUUUCCCAUGGAAGACAUUUCAGUCAUGGGGAUCUUUGAAUUGCUGCCGUAUUUAAAUAAAAUAAGGAUAAGGUUGAAAGAAACCGUCGAAGUAGCAAGGCUGUUCCAGCCUCAUGUUGUGGUGACAAUUGAUUCAAAGGGAUUCUCUUUUCGUUUGUUGAAGCAACUAAAAGUUAGAUAUAGUAAGGAAGAGCAUUGUCCCAUAUGUGUCCAUUAUGUUGCACCAUCAUUUUGGGCAUGGAAAGGAGGUGAACGAAGACUCGGAAAACUCUCUGAAUUUGUUGACUAUUUGUUAUGCAUUCUUCCCUUUGAAGAAGAAAUUUGCAGAUUAAAUGGACUUGCUGCAUCUUAUGUUGGUCACCCCUUGUUGGAAUAUGCUUUUCAAUUGAACAUGGAACAUGGUUCAACAUCAUGUAAUGGGGGGUUCCAAGGAAAUGGUGAUGCUUUUCGGCAACAACAUGGAAUUCCUCCUGGUAACACGGUCAUUACGUUACUUCCCGGAAGCAGGCUGCAAGAGGUUAAGCGCAUGCUACCAAUAUUUUCACAAACUAUGGAAUUAUUAAAUGCCUCAUUUACUGGAUUGUCUGCUAUUAUUCCUGUUGCUCCUCAUCAGCAUGUGGCAUCUUACAUUGAACAAGAGAUUUGUUCUUCGUCUUUAUCAGCCAUAUUGAUUCCUGGAAUGUCUCUUCAACAACGAUAUGAUGCAUUCAGU
Messenger RNA from Phalaenopsis equestris, 1150 nucleotides. Its product is annotated as probable lipid-A-disaccharide synthase, mitochondrial. Gene Ontology annotation, molecular function: lipid-A-disaccharide synthase activity; phospholipid binding. The record is from RefSeq and is a predicted model, not a curated record. Gene Ontology annotation, biological process: lipid A biosynthetic process. Lineage: Eukaryota; Viridiplantae; Streptophyta; Magnoliopsida; Asparagales; Orchidaceae.